Cladophialophora carrionii CBS 160.54 is the source of this 867-nucleotide messenger RNA. RefSeq names its product 50S ribosomal protein L4. NCBI's taxonomy places the organism in Eukaryota, Fungi, Ascomycota, Eurotiomycetes, Chaetothyriales, Herpotrichiellaceae. Gene Ontology annotation, molecular function: structural constituent of ribosome. The record is from RefSeq and is a predicted model, not a curated record. Gene Ontology annotation, biological process: translation. Gene Ontology annotation, cellular component: ribosome. The transcript has a single exon. The coding region runs from base 1 to 867 and encodes 288 amino acids.
AUGGCCAAAGACAUCGACGCUGGCAUUGAUGCCUCGAAAACCAAACUCGAAGCCCCUCUCCCCGGAAUCACCACCUCAGCGUCACCAGCAGAAGUCUAUGCUCUCGACCACCCUGUCCUUGCGACACGCUACACCUGGCCUCGAAUCGAACCCUCGGGCUAUGCGCUCUACAGUCCGAAAUACCUUGACGCGCCUCUCCGCCGAGAUAUCCUUCACCGCGCGGUCAUCUACGAAGCCGACAUGACCCGCCAAGGCACUGCGUCCACGAAAUGGCGGUUCGAGGUCCACGGGUCAAAUCGCAAACUAUACCAACAAAAAGGGACCGGUCGCGCUCGAGUCCGAGAUAAAAAAUCACCUAUUAGACGAGGAGGUGGCGUCGCUUUCGGACCCAAACCCCGAGAUUUCUCGACAGAACUUCCGGAGAAGGUGUAUCAGCAGGCAUUUCGCAUCGCGCUGAGUUAUCGCCUCAGGAAGAACGAGUUGAUCAUCCUCGACAAUCAGAUAACCCUGCCGGAGGACAAUUCUGCGCGCUUCCUGAACAAUCUCUUUGAGGCGAACCAGUGGGGACAAGGCCACGGUCGAAGCCUCUUGGUCACGAAGACCCUUGAGAAAUACAAUCCUCGAGUCUUUGAAGCGAUGGACACGAUUGGUGAACACGGCGAGCUCAAAGACAUCGAGGAUGUGGACGUCAAGGAUUUGUUGACAAGCGGGCGAAUCGUCAUUGAACGCUCCGCGUUGCUCAGGCUGCUGUGUCGAGCACAUUCGUUCGAAAGUGGCGGGUCGUGGUUUACCUUUGGGAUGCCCAUAUACCAUGUCAGGGAGAAGUACCCGCACCUACAGCCGGAGCAAAUUGUACAGUAUUUGUGA